Molecule: messenger RNA, 1268 nt
Organism: Chenopodium quinoa (quinoa)
Lineage: Eukaryota; Viridiplantae; Streptophyta; Magnoliopsida; Caryophyllales; Amaranthaceae
Product: GTPase HflX-like
Exons: 5
Coding region: 762-1097 (111 amino acids)
Cellular component (GO): cytoplasm
Molecular function (GO): ribosome binding; GTP binding
Source: RefSeq, a predicted model, not a curated record
AAACCGGUGCCAUAUUUGAGAAAAAAAACCCGAGUUAGGUUAUUCGUGCGUUUUUCUUUUUCAAUUCCUUUUCCUUUGUAACUUGCUUCUCCUUUCUCCUUCUACCUUUCCCCAUUUUCCUCUUGACUCCACUACUUCCACCACUACACACCCCUUCCACCGCCACCACACUCUAUCUUCAUUCUUCACGGCAUCAAGGCGAUGUGACGGUGGUCGCGAUUGGUUGUUGGAUUUUUAGAGUUUCAGGUGGCAAUUUGGUUGAGUUUUUGUUAUUUUAGUUUUGAAAUUAGGGCUUUGGUUGAUUGUGGUUAUGGGUAUCCGAUUUUUAGUUGUUUUUAGAUGGAUUUUUGGUUGUUUUUAGAUGGAUUUGUUGUGGGAUGCAAUUCCUUGGUAUUUUUGUUGUGGUUUUGAAUACCUGAUUGGUUGAACUCUUUACUUUGGUCUACGCCUUGUCCUUCUUCGUUUGCUACCACCAUCUCUCUCCUCUGCCCAUCGUCCGCCCUCCGUCGCCGGUUCGACCUCCAUCCCCACCUCCUCCGCCGCCGGACUCCAAUGGCACUUCCACUUCCUCUGCUUCUCCUUCUCCUUCUCCUACCCCCGAGGAGAUCUCUCGCCAUGCUCAGCUCUCACUCGAGUUGUCAAAGAAGAUCAUCAACAUCAGAGUAAUCAGGAGGUUAGCAUCCAUGGGUCUUCCUAACGCUCCUGCCAUCCGCUCCACUGCCUAGAAGCUUCUACUUGGGUAUUUGCCCAGUGAUCGAGCAAUGUGGCCCUCUGAAUUAGCCAACAAGAGGUCUCAAUACAACCAUUUCAAGGAUGACCUCUUGAUGUCUCCCGUUCUUGCUGAAAAAGCUUAUCUUGUGGGUGUGGAGCAAAAAGGUAUUAAAGUGGAUUCUUUUGGAAUAGAAGAAUCUCUUAAAGAAUUGGCUCAACUAGCUGACACAGCAGGUCUUCAGGUUGUUGGCUCUACCUAUCAAAAGCUUGCUGCUCCAAAUCCAAGAACAUAUAUUGGCUCAGGAAAGGUUUUUGAGAUCAAGAGUGCAAUUCAUGCAUUUGAUGUUAAAACAGUGAUAUUUGAUGAUGACCUCUCACCAGGGUAAGAAUGAAACACUUUUUUAUUCAGAAACUGACAGUUGGUGUACAUGCAUUGUCUAGCUAUCAACAUUUCACUAGUAGAAAAAUUAAAAUAGGCACCCCUCCUUUAACACCAGUUCGUAUUUGGUUAUGAAUCUAAAUGUCGUAUGAUAUAUGAAAGGAAUGGUGUCCUUCUA